AUGCUGCAGCAUGAACUUGACGUUCACAAUUUAUGGAUGUCUGAUGAAGCACAUUUCCAUUUAUCUGGCUAUACCAAUAAACAAAACAGCCGUUAUUGGGCUUUGGAAAAUCCACAAGAACUUCAUCAACAGCCGUUACACAGCCCCAAGGUAACAGUAUGGUGCGCAAUAUCUUCAAUGGGAAUCAUAGGUCCCUAUUUUUUUGAGGAUCACAAUGAAAAUGCUUUAACAGUCAAUGCUGCACGCUAUACUGACAUGAUUAACCAGUUCCUUACACAGCAACUGAACAUGUUUCCACAGAACAAUAGCUGGUUCCAGCAAGAUGGCGCUACUUCACAUACCGCAAGAGCAUCAAUGGAUUCCGUGCGAAGAUUGUUUCCAGGUCGUGUUAUCUCCAGACACGGAGACAUUGAGUGGCCCCCAAGAUCGCCAGAUCUUACGGCAUGCGACUACUUUUUGUGGGGCUAUCUAAAAAGCAAGGUGUUCAUUGACAAACCACGAGAUAUUCGGGAGCUGAAAAUGAAAAUUCUGGAAGAAAUUGCUAAUAUUCCGUUGGAUAUGUUGCGUCGUGUUAUGCAGAAUUUCAACGUUCAGCUUCAAGAGUGUAUGGAGAGAAGAGGAGGCCAUUUAGCAGGCAUAAUUUUUAAGAAAUAA
This is a messenger RNA of Anoplophora glabripennis (Asian longhorned beetle), 654 nucleotides long. RefSeq lists its product as uncharacterized. The record is from RefSeq and is a predicted model, not a curated record. The transcript has a single exon. Lineage: Eukaryota; Metazoa; Arthropoda; Insecta; Coleoptera; Cerambycidae. Bases 1 to 654 code for a protein of 217 amino acids. Gene Ontology annotation, molecular function: nucleic acid binding.